Messenger RNA from Camelus dromedarius (Arabian camel), 1441 nucleotides. RefSeq names its product GDP-L-fucose synthase (gene GFUS). Bases 175 to 1140 code for a protein of 321 amino acids. Gene Ontology annotation, molecular function: GDP-L-fucose synthase activity. NCBI's taxonomy places the organism in Eukaryota, Metazoa, Chordata, Mammalia, Artiodactyla, Camelidae. Gene Ontology annotation, biological process: nucleotide-sugar biosynthetic process. The transcript is spliced from 11 exons. The record is from RefSeq and is a predicted model, not a curated record.
CUUCCCAGCAUUGCCCGGGGCGCCUUGCGAGGACUCCAUUUCCCAGAGCGCCGCGGGAGGGCCCGACCUGGUCCCGCCCCCUCCACCUGGCCCGGUCCUGCCCGAGACUCCGCCGGCGCCGGAAGCAGCUCUCUGUGCGUCGGACAGGUGGGCUACGGCGCAGGUGCAGCCAACAUGGGUGAGCCCCAGGGGUCCAUGCGGAUCCUAGUGACUGGGGGCUCUGGGCUGGUGGGCAGAGCCAUCCAGAAGGUGGUAGCAGAUGGGGCCAGGCUGCCCGGAGAGGACUGGGUGUUUGUCUCCUCCAAGGAUGCCGAUCUCACGGAUACGGCACAGACCCAAGCGCUGUUUGAAAAGGUCCAGCCCACACACGUCAUCCAUCUUGCUGCAAUGGUGGGGGGCCUGUUCCGGAAUAUCAAAUACAAUUUGGACUUCUGGAGGAAAAACAUACACAUCAACGACAACGUGCUGCACUCGGCCUUUGAGGUGGGCGCGCGCAAGGUGGUCUCCUGCCUGUCUACCUGCGUCUUCCCGGACAAGACCGCCUACCCCAUCGACGAGACCAUGAUUCACAACGGACCGCCGCACAGCAGCAACUUUGGCUAUUCUUACGCCAAGAGGAUGAUCGACGUGCAGAACAGGGCCUAUUUCCAGCAGCACGGCUGCACCUUCACCGCGGUCAUCCCCACCAACGUCUUCGGGCCCCAUGACAACUUCAGCAUCGAGGAUGGCCACGUGCUGCCUGGCCUCAUCCACAAGGUGCACCUGGCCAAGAGCCUUGGCUCAGCCUUGACGGUGUGGGGUACAGGGAAGCCUCGGAGGCAGUUCAUCUACUCACUGGACCUGGCCCAGCUCCUUAUCUGGGUCCUGCGGGAGUACAGUGAAGUGGAGCCCAUCAUCCUGUCAGUGGGCGAGGAAGAUGAGAUCUCCAUCCAGGAGGCAGCCGAAGCUGUGAUGGAGGCCAUGGACUUCCAUGGGGAGGUCACUUUUGACACCACCAAGGCGGACGGGCAGUUUAAGAAGACAGCCAGUAACGGCAAGCUGCGGGCCUACCUACCCGACUUCCGAUUCACGCCCUUCAAGCAGGCGGUGAAGGAGACCUGUGCCUGGUUCACUGACAACUACGAGCAGGCCCGGAAGUGAAGCGGGGCAGAGGGAGCGGUGCCGCCUUCUCCAGGCACCCAGCUCAGCCGGCAGAGCCCAGUGGCAACCACCCUCAACCUGCCAGGAGUUGAGGGCACUGCCCUCGUCAGGGAGCCCGGGCUCCACCCUCUCUGCCUGGGCAGCUCUGGGUAACUGUCCAGUGGGCCCACCAUUCACAUCCAUCCUCAGGGAAACCAAGGCCUGGCCAGGCCUGGCACCACUCCCCGUGUCGGUCCCUGAAUGUGUCCACUUCUGGUCCUGUUCUUCCGCUCCCCAGGAACCAAUAAAGUGCAUUUUCACA